UAGAAGUUAACUACUUGGUAACGCAAUAUAGCUACUCAGUCUUUGUACUAGUUAUGAUUGAGUACAUUCUUUUCCGAUCCGCUAGUAUAUAGAGUUAAUUAUGUCAAGUAAAUUUUUAAGAUUCUGCAUUACUUUUUUAACCUUGUUGCAUCAUAUAAAUAGUAAAAUACUUCGUGGGACUCUCAUAACGCGUGAUAAUUGGGCCUUUCUUGCAAGAUUUUGUUUUCUCACAAAACAAGGCAUAUUUCGGUAUGAUUUAGAAAUUGAGGGUGAAAAUAGUUCGCUAAAUCUUUUACUGUAUUAUGAUGCGCCUCAUCAAUGGCCUAGUGUGUAUCCUUCAAACAAAACAUGCGAAGAAAAAGAAUCUAUUUUAAGCAUAACAAAUGGUCAGAUAGUACAAUUGUCUGCAUUGACAUCAAUCAAAUCUGGAUGUGAUGUAAAAAAUAAUUCAUCGCUACAUUGCAAUAGCUACAGAAGAUUUCAAUCAUCCAGACCAACAUGGUGGUUCAUCGUAUUAUCAGAUUGUUCUACUAAAACAGGUUUAAAUGUUACAUAUUGGAUUUCAUUAACAAAUGCACCUCCAGGUAACAUAUGGAAAGAACACUUUUCUGCAGAUGAAUUUUAUAUACUACCAGAAUUAUUAAUAACAGCUUGCAUUUAUAUAGUACUUCUCAUAUUAUGUUUUUAUGUAGCUGUACAAUUACGUUCAAGAAGACUCCUACAUGUUUCAUAUAAAUUAUUUAUGGGUUCUCUUCUAUGUCAGCUAAUGGGCAUUUUAUUAGAAAUUUACAGUUAUUUUAAUCUCGCAUUGAAAGGAGUUUUUAUAACUAGUGCUUCUUUAGUGGGUCAUCUUUUAGAAGCAUGUUCAGAAACUUUAUAUACAGUGCUUAUGCUACUGUUAGCAUUCGGCUACACUAUCACUAAAAGUGCAUUAACACCUAAACAAAUUCGAUGGCUUACAUAUUUCAUUUGUCUUAGUGCAGCUUGUCAGCUGGCGUUAUAUAUGUAUCAAUUUGAGAUCUUUGAUCCUGGUUUAGUCCUUUAUAUCUAUGAAUCACCACCAGGUUAUGGACUAGUAGCAUUGAAAUUGAUUGCAUGGAUUAUAUUUGUUCUUCGUUGUUUUAAAACAACUAAGAAGAUGACAAAAAAAGUCCAUUUUUAUGCAUCUCUACUUUCUUUAGGAUCAGCAUGGUUCUUAUGUCAUCCAUUGACGGUACUGUGUAUUACUGUGCUUGUAGACAAGUGGAUAAGGGAGAGUGUGGUAAGAGGAUGCUCUCUUUGGAUUGUUCUUGUGGGGCAUGCAACAUUUCUUUACGUUACACGGCCUACUAUUGCAAAUUCGCGUUUUCCAUUUCAUAUUAGAACAUGCCAAGUAGUUCCAGUUGGCGGUAAUGGACAAAAUCACAGUUAUGAGCCUCGAUUCCGAAAAGUAGUUACAGCAUUCACAAUCUCAUAAUUGUUAUUAUCUCUUCCUCUUAUUCUUAGGAGUAAUAUGUAAAAAGUACGAAAUGAUGGAUAAAAUUUCUAUGAGGUGUAAAUAAUAUUUACAUCAUUAUUAUGCUUUUAGAAUGUUUUUAUCUUAAAAUAUUUCUAGCAUGCAUAUAUCAUUAAAAUUAUUAUUUACCUAAAAAUAGUGUUCAUAAAAAUGUAUAUUGUAUUAAAUCCAUAUAAACAAACAUUUAUAUAAUCUUGUGUAACUGUGAAUAUAUCUUUGAUGUUUCUGUAUUGCCUACCAAUAUCUUUGUAGGUAUUUAUUCGUGUAUUUACAACUUCAAGAUAAAUCUAUUAUUCAUUUCAACAGAGAAAAUGCUUGCUGAUUAUGAGCCAUUUUUUAAUUCAAUCACACGAACCAUCUAACCAUCCAUCUCUCCACCUUUGGUCAACUAAUUUGCAAUCAAAUUCUGGUUUACCUAACUUUUUGUUUACCUUAUUAUGAACAGCACAUAGCCAUUGACUCAAGAUUUUCUGUGAGUCAGUUUGUGGUGGCAUAUUUUUUAAUUGUUCUUGAAAAUCUUCUGCGCAAGUGUGGCAGGGAUAAAACUUAGAAAAUAUAUACAUGAAUUUUUUCAUAUCACUUUUUUGUUCUUCACUUGGAUGAUCAGGAUAGCGGGCUGCCAUUGUAUGUAAAAAUGCCCAUGUUUUUGAACCUAUUUCAUCUCUAGUUAACGGACAAUCAUCACGUUGAGUAGUAGUAAUGUUUGUACUAGUAUUAUUUGCUUGCUGCUUUUGAGCAUCAUUCUAAAAGAGAUAAAUAGAUUAUUUCUAUUUUUUUUUUUUUUUUUGUUUUUUUUUUUAAUAUUUAUUUCUAUUAAACAUACCU
Messenger RNA from Vespa velutina, 2320 nucleotides. RefSeq names its product transmembrane protein 145-like. The transcript is spliced from 4 exons. The coding region runs from base 101 to 1456 and encodes 451 amino acids. The record is from RefSeq and is a predicted model, not a curated record. Lineage: Eukaryota; Metazoa; Arthropoda; Insecta; Hymenoptera; Vespidae. Gene Ontology annotation, biological process: G protein-coupled receptor signaling pathway; response to pheromone.